AUGCCACGGUCACUGUGGGAUCGCUUCGCUCCCAUCAGCGGUGUCACGUUUUGUGAAACAGAAAUGAUGGCGUCCGUUCGCAGUCGAUCGGCCCCCACGGUUUCCAGACUAGUCCCGGAGGCGGAGGAGGAGGAGGUGGUGGUCCGUUGGGCUCUUCAUUGCAGACGUUUAUCACCGCAGUGGACCCAAGUAGCUGGUUUUCAUUUUUACUUCGCGGAUCCUGGCGUUGUGUUACUCGUCAUCAACAAUUCCGUCUUGUUGGUCCCCCUUCCCAUUGCUUUGGGGCUUAAUUUUGGCGACCAAGGUCGAUGCGUAUCGACAAAAUGGGGAAAAUGUGUGAACUUUCAACUCGACCUUGCCCCCCUUGUCCGCACAGAUUCGGUAUGCCUUUUGGCUGACCGCAUUCGUAGCGGUGGCUUAAAUGGCGUGACUGAAAGAAGCGCAGACUGGACAACUGUCGGCCGCCAACUUUUUCUGGUGGGAGUUCAAUCUCGGUUGAUCGCUGAGAUGUAA
Messenger RNA from Mesocestoides corti, 513 nucleotides. Lineage: Eukaryota; Metazoa; Platyhelminthes; Cestoda; Cyclophyllidea; Mesocestoididae. The record is from the annotation of a GenBank genome assembly.